Molecule: messenger RNA, 891 nt
Organism: Microthlaspi erraticum
Lineage: Eukaryota; Viridiplantae; Streptophyta; Magnoliopsida; Brassicales; Brassicaceae
Source: the annotation of a GenBank genome assembly
AUGGAGUCCGGUAAUAGUAGUAGCAUGCAAUCUUCAAGCGGCGGAGGAGGAGGAGGAGGGGAAGAAGAGUACGAUUCACGCGCCGCGGAUCAAUCCAUUUCCGCCUUCUUCGACCACCACAACCACCACGUGUCCUCUCUUCCUCCGCCUCAACAAAACCACCUCAACCUCCUCCACUUCGACCACAACAACAACAACUCCCUAAUACCACCAGACUACUUCAACAACAACAACACGUUCUUACAAAUAAACCAACAACCCGACCCGAUACAUCAACCCGACCUCCGAACCUUCUCCGCCACGUCAUCGCUCCCUCCUCCUAACAAAAUAGGAGUAACCAAGAAAACCAAGAAAAGAUCCCGAGCAUCAAGAAGAGCACCAACGACGAUUCUAACGACGGACACUUCUAACUUCCGAGCAAUGGUUCAAGAGUUCACCGGGAUUCCAGCUCCGCCGCUAUUCAACAACAACUCCGUCGUGAACACCACACGCCUCAACACUUUCCUUGGCUUGUCUUCUUCCUCACCAAACUCUUACAAUAACAACAAUCUCUUGUUACGACCUUUCGCUCAAAAACUCCUCCCAACGUCUCCUCUCUUAUCCGGAUCACAGAUUCAACAAUAUCAAAACCCUAAUGGCAGUUUCGAGAAUAUGAAUCUACAGUCUCUUCUUCAAGCUCAGAUUUCAAACAUUACUUCAAACCCUAGAAGCAAUGAUCACGAUCAGUUUGGUCUUGGUAUGUUGCAGAUUCCAUCUACUACUCCUCCGGCGACGACGACGGCGACUAACGGGAACAUAACCACCGGUGAAAAUGGAAGUUUGGGUGGCUCCGAUCAUGAUCAUAAUAAUGACGGUACUUGGUUAUGCUCAUCUUCCGACCAAAGAACAUAA